This is a messenger RNA of Sporisorium graminicola, 1623 nucleotides long. RefSeq lists its product as uncharacterized. The record is from RefSeq and is a predicted model, not a curated record. Bases 1 to 1623 code for a protein of 540 amino acids. The transcript has a single exon. Gene Ontology annotation, cellular component: COP9 signalosome. Lineage: Eukaryota; Fungi; Basidiomycota; Ustilaginomycetes; Ustilaginales; Ustilaginaceae.
AUGGACGAUGUAUCAGCAGCUCCAGCUGAGGCAUCUUCCAGGAUCGCUUCCACCUCCUCGUUGUCAUCGCAGAUUUCUCUGAAGAAUGUCCCAUUCCGUCCCACUGACAACUUUGAUUGGGAGGCAUACACCUCUGCCUACUCUGGCAAUGCGCGCGCUCAUCGACUGAUGUACAUCGCAACGCACUGCCCACCGCUACGCAGUAGAUGCAGCAAGGCUGCCAUCGACUUUCUCAAGGAAAAUACUCGAGAUGUUACGGCCUACCAGAGCAUGAUCACCGUCCACAACACCGAGCCGGAAACGAGCAACCUCGUUCCAGCAUCGUACCGCAUUGCAGCCGACUCGGAAUGGAUCCAGUCGACGCAGCAGCGCAAUAAUGCCGAGCGUGAAAAGCUUGAACUCGAAAUGCGCAACUACCAGAACAACCUUAUCAAGGAAUCGAUCCGCAUGGCCCACCGAGAUCUCGGCGAUCAUUUUUGGGACACGGGCGACUAUCAGGAGGCGCUCAAGUCGUACACCAAGACGCGAGACUACUGCUCCACAACGGACCAUGUUAUCGAGAUGUGCAUGAACGUGAUAGAGGUGUCGCUUCGGCUCGAGAACUGGAGCAACGUCCAGACAUUUGUCAGCAAGGCCGAAGGUGUACUCGAGUCGUAUGUGCCUUCUGGAAGCGCUGGAGGCAGGAAGCUCAGCUCGCUAGGCACUUCUGGUAUUGCUCCCCCGACCAAGGGUGCGUCUACAGCAGGAGCAGACGCGAUCGGUGCGCUCUUCCGUGCAGGUGGAAGCGCAGCAAUGCCGACCAUGUCUUCUACCUCUUCUGCAAACACGCAGGCAGGAUCGAGCGGUGAAAGCGCAUCUCAGGCCGCAGCGAGAAAGCUCGUUGCCGAGACGGGUGCAAAGCUGCGUGCUGCCGAUGCUGUGGCCCUCAUGUGCAGAGGUCUGUACAAUGCCGCAGCGAAGAACUUGCUGAGCCUUGAUCCAGCUCACAGUGCUUCCUUCUCGGACAUCAUCACGCCUUCAGAUGUUUCGAUCUACGUGGCGCUCUGCAGCUUGGCCACGAUGGAUCGCGCUGCUCUCAAGACCCAAGUGCUCGAGAGCACCAAGUUCCGCGGCUUUCUCGAGCACGAACCGUACGUCCGCGAGCUGCUCGAGGCAUUCAGCGCGGCGCAGUUCAAGAGAGUCGGUGAGAUCCUGGACCAGCACCAGACGCGUCACCUUUUGGAUCCGUAUCUUGCACCACAUCUGCAGAAUCUGCGCCAGAUUCUGACCAGACGAGCACUCCGACAGUUCAUCACGCCGUUCGACCGGAUCAGGAUCGCACGUCUGGCUGCAGCCUUCGGAUGGACGGUGGAGCAGAUGACCGAGGAGCUGGUGGCGUGUAUUGAGCGGGAAGAGUUUAAGAAUUUGCCCGGGAAGGCAGCUGAGGUGGGCGAUGCGCGGAUCGACGCGAUCAGUCAGACGCUCGAGUAUCAGACUAAGGAUCCGCGCAGAGCGGUGUUUGACUCGGCAUUGGAACUGGGUGACAAGCGGUGCCGGGAGACGAGGCGAUUGCUGUUACGGAUGAAACUGGUUGAGAAUGGGGUCAUUACCAAGGCGAGUCGGUCGUACACGGCUGAUGCGUGA